This is a messenger RNA of Vombatus ursinus (common wombat), 4402 nucleotides long. RefSeq names its product TBC1 domain family member 12-like. NCBI's taxonomy places the organism in Eukaryota, Metazoa, Chordata, Mammalia, Diprotodontia, Vombatidae. The transcript is spliced from 13 exons. The record is from RefSeq and is a predicted model, not a curated record. The coding region runs from base 33 to 2465 and encodes 810 amino acids.
UCGCGCUCCACCGCCAGCCGCUGUGCCGCCAGAUGGUGGGGCCGGAGGAUGCUGGCGCCUGUCCGGGAAGGAAGCCCAGACUGUUCCCUCCGCCGGGGCCCGAGCCCGGGGGCCGCGACGGGAGGAUGAUCGGGGCCACGGGCGGCCCCGGGGGCGGCCGCGGCAGCUGCUGCCUGGAGCCGCAGGAGGAGGGGGAGGAAGAGGAGGAGGAGGAGGAAGAAUCGGAGGAGGAGGAAUCGGAGGAGGAGGAGGAGGAGGGGGGGCCGCCGCCGCCUCAGCGGCUGAUUCAGCGAUACUUGGCGGUGGCGGGCGGGCAGCUGGAGCCGGGGCUGUGCCAUUGUAGCCCGCUCGCCGGCAGCCAGGCCGGCCGCCCCCCGUCGCCGCCGGGCUCAGGUUCCCGGCUCUGCGGGGACGAGCCAGACGGGAAGCCCCCUCAGGGCGGCGGCCCGGGGCCCCCGCUCCCGAGGAUGACCAACGGCGACUCGGGCUUCCUGCUGGGCCCGGGCUGUCACGACCUCGAGGCCGGCGGGCUGCCCCUACCCGCUCGGCCCUGCUCGUCGUCGGCCCCGGAGGGAGGCGGUGGCGGCGGGAGCUUCCUCCGCUUCCCCCGGGAGCCGCGCUGCUGCCGCGCCUCCAACCUCCGCCGCCCGCCCGGGGCCGACGACGACGGCGAGAGCCCGCCCGACGGGGCGACUCCGCUAGAGGACCCGCUCCAGAGCUGCCGCCUGGGAGCGGCGGAGCCGGGGGAGCCCGGCGGCGGCUCGGGCUCGGAGGACGCCCGCGGAGGCCGGCAGUCCCCACAGCCGGCCGGGCCUGGGGCCGCCCAGCGCGGCGGGGAGGCGGACGGCAGGACUGCGGGGGGGCCCCCAGGCGAGCCGGACUUUCGCUUCACGGACGUGAACUUGAACUCUCGGAACACGUACGAGGUGAGCCGCCGACAGAGCGCUCCGGACUACCUGGCCCAAGAGGGGCUCCCGGGGUCCCCGCCCGCCUCGGAGCUGGGCCCGGCGGGGGCUGCGGCCAAAGCCCGGAGGAGCGGCGGCGCUGGAGGAGGAGGAGGAGGAGGCGGCGGCGGCGGCGGCUUUGCGGACUUCUUCACCAGAAAUUUUUUUCCAAAAAGGACAAAGGAACUGAAAUCUGCUGUCCAUAGUGCUCCUGGCUGGAAGUUAUUUGGUAAAGUCCCACCCAGAGAGAAUCUGCAGAAGGCUUCUAAAAUUAUUCAGCAGGAAUAUGAAGCACGAAUAGGGAGGACAUGUAAACCUCCACUUCCGUCCACAAGACGUAAAAAUUUUGAAUUUGAACCACUUUCAACCACUGCUCUCAUUCUUGAGGAUCGACCAUCAAAUCUUCCUGCCAAAUCAGUUGAAGAAGCUUUACGUCAUAGACAAGAAUAUGAUGAAAUGGUGGCUGAGGCUAAAAAACGAGAAAUUAAAGAAGCACAUAAAAGAAAACAAAUAAUGAAAGAACGGUUUAAACAAGAAGAAAAUAUUGCAAGUGCAAUGGUGAUAUGGGUCAAUGAGAUACUACCAAAUUGGGAAGGAAUGCGUGGUACAAGAAGAGUUCGAGAGUUGUGGUGGCAAGGACUGCCCCCUAGUGUUCGUGGAAAAGUAUGGAGUCUUGCUGUGGGAAAUGAACUCAAUAUCACUCCUGAACUUUAUGAAAUUUUCCUCUCCAGAGCAAAGGAACGAUGGAAAAGCUUCAGUGAAACAAGUACAGAGAAUGAUGUAGAAGAUGUAGGUGUAUCUGUUGCUGACCGGGAAGCUAGUCUGGAAUUAAUUAAGCUGGACAUAUCCCGCACAUUCCCUUCUCUCUACAUCUUUCAGAAGGGUGGUCCUUAUCAUGAUGUCUUACAUAGUAUCUUAGGAGCAUAUACGUGUUACAGGCCCGAUGUUGGUUAUGUCCAAGGGAUGUCCUUCAUUGCUGCAGUACUCAUUCUCAACUUGGAAGAGGCAGAUGCUUUCAUUGCCUUUGCAAAUCUCUUGAAUAAGCCAUGCCAAUUGGCCUUUUUCCGUGUAGAUCAUAGCAUGAUGCUGAAAUAUUUUGCAACAUUUGAAGUGUUCUUUGAAGAAAAUCUUUCCAAAUUGUUUCUUCACUUCAAGUCUUACAGUCUUACUCCUGACAUAUACUUGAUAGACUGGAUCUUCACGCUGUAUAGCAAGUCACUUCCACUUGAUCUGGCCUGUCGAGUUUGGGACGUCUUUUGUAGAGAUGGAGAAGAAUUUUUAUUUAGAACAGGAUUAGGAAUCCUUCGAUUAUAUGAAGAUAUACUUCUACAAAUGGACUUUAUUCAUAUAGCACAGUUUUUAACCAAACUGCCAGAGGACAUCACAUCAGAAAAGCUUUUCAGCUGUAUAGCAGCUAUUCAGAUGCAGAAUAGCACCAAAAAAUGGACACAGGUGUUUGCAUCUGUAAUGAAGGAUAUUAAAGAAGGGGACAAGAAUCAUAGUCCAGCACUGAAAAGCUAAUCUUCACAAUUAAAAGCCUAAUUGAAAUGUAGAAAACAAUUUAAUAAAAUACUUUUUUCUACGUGAAAAACAUUAGAGAAAAAUAUUGGAGAAAUCCAGAAGAAUCAAGAGAGAUGGACAGAUGUUGAAUUUUCACUCAGUGGCAAAAGUAGAUAAAUGGAUAUCCUGUUGCCAGUAUUAAUUUUUAAAAAGUAUUGUGUGGGGAAAACAGUUUUCACAAAGAAAAACUUUGAAAGUUGCUAGUUCAUAUUCCAUAAUUUGAGGUAAAGAAUUUAAUGCAAUAAAAUUUUUAAAUAAUCUUGGUUGGUACUUAAAGUUUUUGAGGCAUGAUUAUUUUCUUUUUAACAGUUACUAGAAAGGCACUUUUGGAGGUCAAAAGGGGGCAUGUUAAAUUGUCUGAACCCCAAACUACUUUCUGAACCAAACCCCUCAGUAUAGUUAUUACCUCCAGAUUUAACCAGUUGAAAAUAUUAUGGACCAAAUAAAUUUCUUUGUUGUCUAUGUGCCUAAGACUAUGAAACAUUGGGUUAAACUUAUUUGGGUCACUGAUGUCAUUCAGUUUCAUCCAUCAGUUGGGGCAAAUAUGUGUAACUCAGGAACUGGAAAUAUUGGUGGUAGAUUGUACUUCACUGGUUUCAGGUAUUUCUUUUCCUGUAAUAUUUUAUGUUUGUUAUUGAAGAAAAAUUAUGUGGACAUUCCUUAAGAGAUUCUUAACAGAGGAAUGUUAGCCUUUCCAUUUCUAGUCUAAGAAAUGAUUUUAUUCAUGAAGUCAUAAAACACUAUGAAAAUGGGGAAAAAAUGGUGGAAGGAAAAGUUUUUCUUUGCACUUUAAUGGGCAGAAAUUUUGGUUUUGGUAGUCAAUCCAUAAAUGUUAAAGUGAGACUUUACAGUGAUUGUGUAAUCACAGUAAAGAAAUUACCCUAGUAUGUAAUGCUGACAGUUUUAAGUAGCAUGGUGCUUGGCAAAGACUUGACAUUCUUUGUACUUAAAAUCCUUCCACUGUUGAACAACAAAAUUUUGUAAAUAGAUUUGACAUUUGAAACCUUAAUUUAUAAGCCAAGUCAAUGACUUGCAAAAUGUGCUCUAGAUGAUGAAAAAACCUAAUUUUUUAAUCAAUGGAAAUGAAUGAUAGCAGUAAUACAAUUGAACAUUAACUUUUUCUAAUAAGUCAAACUUUGAUAUUUAUUGUGUAUUGAUUAUGUUAAUCACUGGUAGACUUGAGAUCAAAUUUAUCACUACAGCAUUUUAAUUUUGGAACUAAAAUGAAUCAUUUGAAUGUUAAGAGCAGUAUCUGCAUAACAUGCUACUUAUUUAAAGAAUGCUUUUAUGUUGCAGUUCGGUUUAUAACUACCUUUAAGCACAUUAUUUAUAUUGUUAAUAUGUAGUCUUCAAGCUAACAGGUCUGGUAUCUUUGUUAAUGUGGUGACCGCCUCUUUAGGAACAUAGAACUUGAGAGUGCCCACUUACUUCCAUCCCUGUUUAUUCCAGCACUGUGACUUGGGAGGGCCUCUCAGUAGUUGCUCCUAGUAGUAGAGCAGUGAAGCUUGCUAGGGGGAGGAAAACUUUCUGUGAAAUAAUGUUGGGGGGGGGGUUCGCGUCAUAAUACAAAGCCACUCGAAUGUCCGAAAUGAAUGACUAUAGUCAUUCCCUCCUGCCCAGUUACCUACUUGGUUGUUUUCAAUGGCCCUGGAAAGUAUUGAGCAUUGAACCCUGGUGGUCACCAUAUUGACAUCACAUACUACAUGUCUAAGUUAAAUUUUAUUUUUAUGUAUUCAUUUCUUUAGUUGGAACCAAGUUAUUUCUUCCAAUUUUGUUUUAUUAUUGUACAGUUUCUUUACCUUUCAAGUAUAAGCUUGUAUAUAAAAAUGUAAAUACAAGGGAUACAUUAAAGACCACUAAUAACAAUUCCUAUGUAAAUAAAAUUGUAAGCAGAGUAA